CAAUUAUUUGAUGCACCUAAGAAAAUAAGGGCAAUUAUAGGCUACACCCCACCCCUCCUCCUUUGUCCACGCUUCUUGGAGCUCGUGUUUAUAUAUGGGUUGUUUGCCUGAGAAGAAAACACUACCAAAAUAUACCAAUCUCUCUCUCUCUCUCGCUCUCUCUCUCUCUCUCUCUCUCUCUCUCUCUCUCUCUCUCUCUCUCCCGUAAUAGAUCUCUGAUCUAUUUCUCUCUAAAAAAAAUAAAUAAACAAAUAAAAGAAAGAGAAAAAAAGAAGCAAACUACAAGAAACACACACUAGCUCACACUACAGAAUGGCUGCAAUAGCCUCAGCAGUUCCAAAAUCAUCACCUGCCAUCCAAGAACCAAAAGCCAUCUCCAUCAGGACAUUGGCUGAAUCAGAUGAUCUCACCUCCAUUCCUUCCACCUACGUCUUCAACCCAAAUCCCAACAAGGAACCUGAAGUCGUUUCGGACCCUGGGGACUCACUCCCCAUCGUUGACUUCUCUCUGCUCGCCCACGGUACUCCUGAUCAACGGUCCAAAGCCGUCCAGGAUCUCGGGAAAGCAUGUGAAGAGUGGGGCUUCUUCAUGGUGAUCAAUCAUGGUGUCUCGGAGAGCCUGAGGAAGUCACUGAUCGACGUGUGUCAGAAGUUUUUUAAUAUGACAGUGGAGGAGAAGAAGAAGUAUUUGCCGAAGAGUCGGCUGCAACCGAUCAAGGUUGGGACUAGCUUUAACAGAAGUGAUGAUGUCCACUGUUGGAGGGACUUUCUCAACGUUAUUGUUCGUCCUACCUUUUACUGCCCCGACAAACCCCAGGAGUUCAGUGAGUUAUUAUCAGAGUACACCACAGCAACAAGAGAAGUGUUGUUGACACUCUUAAGGGGGAUAUCAGAAAGCUUGGGAUUGGGAGAAGACUACAUAGAGAAGGUCUCGAACCAGGAGUCGGGUUUCCAGAUGUUAGUUGCCAACUUGUACCCGCCAUGUCCCCAGCCGGAUCUCGCGAUGGGCAUCAGCACUCACACUGAUGACGGCUUGCUAAACCUCCUCACUGAGAAUAUCUCUGGCGGCCUCCAAAUCAUCCAUGAUGGACAGUGGGUUUAUGUCAAACCUGCCCCUAAUGCCUUCCUUGUGAACGUCGGCGAUCACAUUGAAAUAUUGAGCAAUGGGAAGUACAAGAGUGUGUUGCACCGAGCGAUAGUGAACAACAAGACCACAAGAGUGUCAAUGGCAGUGUCGAUGGCACCAUCAAUUGACACAGUGGUGAGCCCCGCCCCGGAGUUGACAGACGCCGACCAUCCCCCUGCAUAUCUCCCCAUGAAAUACAGGGACUAUCUAGAGAUUGUCCAUAGUGAAAAGGCCAUUGGGGCUUCUGUCUUGGACCAAAUUAGGGUUCCACUACCUCCCCCUCCAAAUAAUUAACUACUACCCUACCCCUAGUAUUUAUAUUACUUACAUAUAUAUCUUAUAUUCCUCACACACACAUCUAGUUGUGUGUACUUCUCAUUGUAAUUCUAGCAAAAAAUUUGAUGUAUCAUGCAUGCAUCCAUGCACGCACCUACCUAGCUAGCUACAACUCAAGUUUGUCGGAGUUGAAUGUUUUAGCAAUAUAUAUAUAUUAUGUGUGUCAUCAAUUAAUAGUGUACUAUGAUUGAUAUGUAUUGUUAAUAAAUGUCAUUAUAUUAUAAUAAA
Messenger RNA from Malania oleifera, 1689 nucleotides. RefSeq names its product 2-oxoglutarate-dependent dioxygenase 19-like. NCBI's taxonomy places the organism in Eukaryota, Viridiplantae, Streptophyta, Magnoliopsida, Santalales, Ximeniaceae. Bases 313 to 1419 code for a protein of 368 amino acids. The record is from RefSeq and is a predicted model, not a curated record. The transcript has 4 exons.